Raphanus sativus (radish) is the source of this 854-nucleotide messenger RNA. RefSeq names its product protein RISC-INTERACTING CLEARING 3'-5' EXORIBONUCLEASE 1. NCBI's taxonomy places the organism in Eukaryota, Viridiplantae, Streptophyta, Magnoliopsida, Brassicales, Brassicaceae. The record is from RefSeq and is a predicted model, not a curated record. The coding region runs from base 114 to 716 and encodes 200 amino acids. The transcript has 2 exons. Gene Ontology annotation, cellular component: cytoplasm; nucleus. Gene Ontology annotation, molecular function: nucleic acid binding; 3'-5' exonuclease activity. Gene Ontology annotation, biological process: nucleobase-containing compound metabolic process.
GGAAAAUAUUACACUAGUCAUCCGUACGUGCGAGCUACUUUUUCCUCUCUCUCUCCCGACAGAAACACCAAAGCAGAUUCUCUCUUCCUCGCAGCGAAUCUCUCAAGAACCACAUGGCCAACUUCGAUGGACCAGGAUUCUCAAUGGUUGACAAAUCUUGGAUCCAAACGAAAGCCAUUGACGUUGAAACCUCAACCGACAUCUCCCCUUACCUUUCCCGCAUCCUAGAAGACACCGUCUGGAACGGAAACAGAGCCAUCGUCUUCGACGUCUACUGGGACGUCGAGUCCGUUCACACAAAGUCCACGCUGCGUCUUUCCUCCGUGAAGCUAAGCACCAAGAACUUCUGUCUCUUCCUCCGUCUACCAAACCAGUUUAGCGACAGCCUCAAGGAUCUCUACCGCUUCUUUGCUUCCAAGUUCGUCACAUUCGUCGGCGUCCAGAUCCAAGAAGACCUUGUUCUGCUCAAAGAGAAUCACGGGAUUGUGAUCAGAAGCUCUCUGGAGAUUGGGAAGUUAGCUGCUGUGGCUAGAGGAACUCCUAUCGUUGAGUUUCUUGGGGCUAGAGAGUUGGCUCAUAAAAUACUUUCGUGCGAUAUGAGUCGACUUGAUUCGAUUCAGUCUAAGUGGGAUGAAGCUGGGGGUAAUGAUCGGCUCGAAGCUGCAGCUAUUGAAGGUUGGCUUGUUUACAAUGUCUAUGAUCAGUUGCAGCAGUGAAGGGAUGUUCUUAUAUGUGACAACUAACAUUUUAUUUCUUGAUCAAAAUUGAUCUGUGAGAUUGUGCAUUUUGAUCUGUUUGUUGUUGCUAUGAGUGAACAAAAAUCAUGUUUGAAUAAAAAGAGAGCAAGCUUGUGA